Anneissia japonica is the source of this 8025-nucleotide messenger RNA. RefSeq names its product E3 ubiquitin-protein ligase RNF31-like. NCBI's taxonomy places the organism in Eukaryota, Metazoa, Echinodermata, Crinoidea, Comatulida, Comatulidae. Gene Ontology annotation, cellular component: LUBAC complex. The coding region runs from base 160 to 4593 and encodes 1477 amino acids. The transcript is spliced from 20 exons. The record is from RefSeq and is a predicted model, not a curated record. Gene Ontology annotation, biological process: protein linear polyubiquitination. Gene Ontology annotation, molecular function: linear polyubiquitin binding; K48-linked polyubiquitin modification-dependent protein binding; ubiquitin protein ligase activity.
UUGGGAAAAUCCCGUCAAAAAAGCCAAUUCUAAAUAUAGCCUCGUUUUGCAAUUACAAUACUGAAGCGAAGGACCUGUUUUAUAGAGACCAUAUUCUGCUAUUCUGAUACUUAUGAUUGUUUAAAUCCACUAUCCCAUUCCAGAGUCUGGUUAUUCAAAAUGGCUGACCCGCACGAAUACAUUACUGGGGGUGAAUAUUAUUCAUCUUUCCAAGGGGACAUAUACGGUCCAUACGAAUCUUCAAGCAUGUUAGCAAAUAUCCGUAACACAAGGAUCCAGAUUAUGAACAAUAUACGUGGGAAACAGACUAUUAAUCCAACAGUGCUAGUGGAAAACAUGCUGAAGACGAAAUGCCCUGUUGAAAUGCAUUAUGAGGUCAUUGAUAUUGUGUCAUUGUUGAGGAAAAACAUUGUGGGGAAGAGAGAAAGUGAAGCUCUGCAAACCAUUAAAACUGCUUUAGGAGUAUUGGAGAAAUAUGGUCGCAAUCUGCUAAAGCCUGUUACAAGCCGUCCACCAAAAUGGAAGAUUAUUUUCUUUUCCAAUGGUGUUUUUAAAACAAAAGUUGGAGUCGUUGAGGGAUCCAAAGAAAUUCUCCAGAAGUUUGGGUACAGCAUGCCAAUUAGUGAUGGAUUAUCAUUCCCUGAUGAAGUCAACCAUCCUGAUGAAGAACAGGUAGUCAAAAUUUUGACUGACUUGAUAGUGGCUAAGGUUGAGAUUGAGAGGUACAUGAACAAACUCCACCCUCACCCUGAAGCAUUAUACCAUACUCUACACAACAGCCCUAUCACAUCAAUAGUUUCUUCAGAUAUGUAUGGCCCAGCUUCCGGACUAGCUAGACAAGUGGGAUCACACACUGAAUAUGGCCCAAGUUCACAGACUGCCCCAGCACAACCCUCAUUGUCUACGCUAGGGUCAACUAUCUAUGGUACAGAGGCAGCCCGCGUUCCAUCACCAAUACAGAGCCAACCACAAGCUCAGGUUGCUGAUCGAAGUGAGGACCACAAACCACAGGCAGCCAUUCUUUCGAGAGAAAACAGUGAUACUGAUUGCAAUCUAUGUGGUGAUAGCAAAGCCACAGUGUACUGUAAUGACUGCGAGAAUUCAAAUUGUGAAGAGUGUGACAAAGUUUGGCACUCCCAUCCAAAACGGAAAGGGCACAAGACCGAGCUUUUGACAAGAAAAGUAGAUGUCGAUGUGAAGACCGAUCCAGACAAACCCAACCUGCAGAUGGCAGAGGAAUUUAAAAAACAACCAGAGCCAUCUGUACCUGACAACUUCAGUCAGCAGAUUGCAGCGAAGUUAAAGAGGCCACCAUCUACACAUUUGUAUGAGAAUGUAAGUGAUGGUAGGCAAUUGUCCACUGCCUUUCAUGAUGGCCAACGCUAUCUACCAGGAGAUGGAAAUAUAGUUCAACCAUUAAUGUACUCACAUGAAACGAAAAUAAAAAGACCUGUUCCUGCUCCAAGAACCAUUAGUGAAUCAUCAGGUGAUGAACCAAGCAUACCUUCUUCAGGUGGAAGUGGAAGUACCUAUAAGGAAAUAAAAUCACAAGAUAGUGUUUAUCAUGGUUCUCCAGGGCCUUUAUCGCAACCUGCAUCAACGUCUACGCCGGUGAAACCACAGGAUAUUGAGGAAAUUAAGAAAAAGAUUUGGAGGAAAUGUAUAACUAUUUUAGAACAAGUUCAAGUAAUUCAAGAAAAACAAGAUGCAAUAUUAGAUGAAAAUUGUGAUCAAUACAUAGUUCUUGAAAAAGAAAGAGAAGUCUUGAUGAAUAGGCACAAGAGUUUAAUGAAACGCAUGGAAGCCCUAGAUGUUGUACUGGAGACAGGAAAGAGUAAGAGCUCCAAACACAGAUUAAAGCUGGAAACACCACAGCAGCCAACAGAACCAAGAAAUACACCUGAAGUAACUAAGUCAGAACCCUUCGAGCCACUUGUUCUCAACAUCAAAAAGCCACCCGUUGAAGACAUUUUGAAUAUAACACCUGGAAAACCACCUGCAUCAGAGAAGGCUGAUCCAAAAAGAUUGGAUGAUAAAGAGGUAGCUGCGGAGGGGCAUCAAGCUUCUAAUCAAGCUAAAAACCCACCAAUGUUUUACACUCCCCCAAAUGUGCCAGUUCCACUCCCAAGACUCUCUGCAAAUCCAACUGUGAGGCCAGAUAUAUCUGUGAAGCUGAAGUCAUCAGUGGAUGUUCCUGAAGAAUUGCAACAAAUACAAGACUCAAAACACACCAUACCACAAACAAGUGCUGAAAGACAACAGAAUGAACAUUCUGUUGCACCUGCUGGUGGUUUUUCAAAAAAUGAUAUGCCAGAGGUUCGUUCAGAAAAGCCAGUUUUUAUGUCUUCUGAAAGAGUUCAAGCAGCUGGUUGGGAAUGUCAGUAUUGCACAUUUUGGAACACUGACACUGGUUCUUUUAUCUGUGAAAUGUGUUCAAAGACCACUUACAGGAAUAUGGCUGCUUCAGUAAAACCUAAGUCUUCCUUACAGGGUGCUGCUGCUACUAUAGCUUUAACACCAUUGGCUCGAAAAGAGGCAGCUUCUAGCACACUUUCUCCUGGAAUCGCUUUCACAAUGCAGAAAGAAGAAGAAGAGAUGUUGGAAUCAAAAAGAAGAGCAAGACUCGAGGAUGAAGCAAAAUAUGGAAAUAAAUCAGUUAAAGAGCCUUUGUCACAAACCUUCCCUCGAAUAUCAGAAGUUUCCAAAAGAAAACCUGAUGAAUUCUUACAUUCAUUAGGGCCACAAAUGACACUGACUGAUAUGAGGAUCCGAACCAAACAAGAGGACAUACGAGGAAAGGGCCAAGCUCUUGUGACCGCUAUUAGAGAAGCCCAGUGUAAAGGUUUUGAUUUUGAAAUGAUUGAGGUUGCACUAAAUGUAGCUGAGAAGGACAACAUACCGAUUGACAUCUGGCUUGAUAAAAAUUAUCACAACUUUGUUGAGAGUGUUAAGGUGUCGGUUACUGACAAGCUGAAUGCUAUGGUACCAGGAGCAACAAUUUCUGAUGAACAAAUAAGGGAUGUAAUCUAUAAACACAAGGGUGACAGGGAAAAGAUAGAACAGGAGUGCAUUGAAAAAAUCCAAAACAAGAUUGUCAAGUUAACUGGAUUGAAACUUGAGAGGGGAGGACAUGUCUUAACAACUGAAGAAAUAAUAGCAGAAUUGACCAAUAGCAAAGGUGAUGUAAACCAGAUGUUAGCAGAAGUAUUUAAAGAUGACAUGAAGCAGUUUUAUGACAGAAUUUGGGAAAAAGCUCCUUAUAUGAAAGAAAGCUUUUUUGAUUUUCCAGUUGAAGAGAGAGAGAAAAAAGUAAGGAUUUUAUUUGCCGAACACAAUCUCAAAAGCUGGGGCAGAUCCGAAAAUGCUUUGCAACUUAUAAGUGAGAUGGAAGACAGAAUUAAAGAAGAUCCAGAAUACUUCUACGAUGUGGUCCAGGCAGCAAAUAGUUACUGGGAUAUUCAGGAAGCCAAAAAUUUCCUUAACAAAGACUGUUCAGUUUGUUUUAUGGAUUUUCCUAUGUCUCGGCUCUUGCAAUCACCAUUUUGUCAGCAAGGCCAUCAGUGUUUGAUUUGUAAAGAAUGUUUUAAAGGUCAUUUCACUGUAUGUAUCAAGGACCGGAAUAUUCUAGAUGCUUCCUGUCCUUCUUGUGACUUGCCAAAACUUAUGCAAAUUACUGAAGCUGAAGUAUCACAGUACUUUGCAAUGAUUGAUGUUAUGCUUCGAAGCGUGCUUGAUAAAGAUGUUUAUGAUCUUCUUCACCGUAAACUGCGAGACCUACAACUGUUUAAGGACGAUCGUUUUAGAUGGUGCUUACAUUGUGGCAGUGGUUUUAUCAACGAGCAGAAUAUCCGUAAGAUGCAGUGUCCUGAUUGCAAAAAAUACUCUUGCUUUGAGUGUAAGAAAAAGUGGGAGCCACAGCAUGACAACAUCUCUUGUGAAGAAUUUGAACAGUGGAGGAGAGACAAUGAUCCUGACCUACAGGCUGCUGGUCUUGCCAGACAUCUACAGGAGAAUGGAAUAGAUUGUCCUAAGUGUAAGAUGAGAUAUGACCUUGCUAAAGGUGGGUGUAUGCACUUCAGAUGUACUCAGUGUAAACAUGAGUUUUGCUGUGGAUGCAAGCAACCAAUGUCAUCAAAAUGUACCCGAUACGAAUCUUGUCGCACAAAAGGUUUACAUACUCAUCAUCCAAGAGAUUGUUUGUUUUAUCUGAGAGAUCUUGAUGUUGAUGUUCUUCAGAAUCUACUUAAGAGCCAUGAUGUAGCUUUUGAUACAGAACCAAAGCCUGGUGAACGGGUUGAUAAAUGCCCCGUACAGGAACAAAAGGAUACGCCAAAUGGACUUACAGAUGAAAAGUGCGGCAAGGCAGUCAAGGGAAAGAAUGCAGGAUUAUGCGAAGUGCAUUACAAGGAGUACCUUGUUGGUUUGAUAAACACUAAACACAUUGACCCUGCUGAAACAUUUGAUGCCCACCGCUUGAAAAUCUGUAUUACACGCCAUGAGAUGCGCGUCCCUGAUCGAAGGCCACAAGAAAGUGAGGAGAAUUACAAGCAGCGCCUUUUGAAAGUUGUUCAGGAUGAGUUUCCAAUUGUUUAGAAAAGUGGAAAAACUGUGAAUUCAGUUAAUUAAGAUUGUGCUCUAAUUGGCUUUAAAAGCAUAUGAUCUGCAAUUACAAAAAUGUUAUAAGGAUUAGUGGUUGUUCGAAAUCAGUUACAACUAGUCAGGGGGGAAAAUUGGUAUUUAGCAAAAUGCAUAUAGAAGCUCAGAAUUACAUCCAAAUUUAUUGAAAUUUAAAAGUCGACUAAUCAAAAUGUCAUCCAGAAGGUGGCACAUUUUUUAUUAAAUCUCACAAUUAUAUCCCUCAGGCUAAUAGUAAUCUGUUCCUUGUUUUUGGUACCAAGCGAUUGUUUAUUUAAGUAAUAAUUUGUUAUCAUUUUAUUCAAUAUGUGAAUGGGUUUUUUUUUUCUGGUGGAAAUAAACAACUACAAUAAGUUUAAACAUAAAAUUUACAAUAUAUACCACUAAUGUAACCAUCACCAAGAUAUUACCAAUAUUAAGGAUUUUUCAAAUUUACAAGAGGCCAUAAGUUAGCUAACUUUCUUUGUUUCACUAACAUGCAAUAUUAGUAGGUUUUACAUUUGGAACAAAUGUAAGAAUAGUUUUCUGCAUAUGCAAAGCCAAGUAGGUAAAUUUUGAAUGUGUAAAAACUCAUUGCUGCAUCAUUGGCUGAUUCAAAGAGGAGGGGGAGCGAGUGAGCCCAAAGCCCCUCCCUCACUAAAUUUUCCAAAAUUGUAAAAAAAAAUGGAGAACAGACUAAAAUUAUAAUAAAAUACUGUAUAAGCAAUGGCAGAUCCAGGUAUUUGAAAUAGGGACUUUCACAGAUAGUGAGUUGAAAAACUUUGAUUAUGGCACUUCUUGAUGCCUGGAAAAGGCAUUCUUAGACUUAAAUUUGAAUGUAAUUUUCUUUUUUUCUGAAUUUUUGUUAAAUUUUGAAACAUUUAGGGGGGACUGGGCUGGCUGGGUCCCCCUGAAUUUGCCUAUGAGAAGUCUGAGAAUGCCAUUUCCCGCAAUUUAGAGGUGCCAUAAUCAUAAAUUUUUUUCCUCUGUCUGUGAAAAUCUCUCGUGGGGCUCUCUCUGUUUCGAAUCCCUGAAUUAGCUCACUGGGCAUGCACAAGAUUCGACACCCCCCCCCCCCCCCCCCCACACACACACACACACACACAUCUACACAAUCUGCACCAGAUGUGGGUGAUAUGACAAUAGGUGUUAAUUAGAGAUGUAUUAGAAAGAAAUAUAUGAACCUUGUUGGCGUAAAAACAUUAAAGCAUAGUUGAACCAUAUGAUAAUGUGAUUCAGUUUAAAAUGAUAUUAUUUUAUUUUCAUGCACACAACAUGGCACAAAUGAGUUUAGAUGAUUGAUAUGAGUUUAGAUGAUUGAUACUGUAAACGAAAAUACAGUAUAUAAAGUACUGUUAACAGAAAUAUUUUAUGCUGCCUACUUUUGCAAGUUCUAGGUGACAGUGUAUCCAUGAGACAAAAAUAAUAUGUACCAUAUGCAAAGUGGUUUGUGUCUGUAUUCUAAUGAGGAAGACUGCAAAUUGUGUAUAACACUAAUAAUUGAAAAUUAGAAUGUGCAAUGUGACAAUGAAGAUGAUCGGUAAAGCUGUAAUGGACCUUUCCGCUAAGCCCUGCCCCUUGGAUUUUGUUUUAAGGUCCCACAAAACAUACGCAAACACGUGUGUCUGUGGGUUAGACACGCGCAUAUUCCUAGCACUGUUCUGAUUAGCCAAUUGUUAAGUUUGAUGAUAAUCUGGAAGGUUCAUUGUAGUGAUUUGCAAAUAUUUUUUUUUAAACUUAUAAGGCUUACUGAAAAAAGUUUCAUUGGAUUAUAAUCAUUUGUAUAUAAGUAGUUCUUCAUUCAUUAAGAUGAGAUUUUUGUUGGUUGUAUCUGAACAUUUACAGCGUCAAGAAAGAUUUUUCUUUGUCUUGUUUUUAUCUGUUUCAUCAAAUGAAAUUAUGAAUUUAAUGAAAUUAAAAAGAGCAUCUACAUAUAUUUCUUAAAUCCUGCUAAUUUUAUUAUAAAUUUGUCUUAUCAAAGUAAUUAAAUUAUAUUUAAACAAGGACUUAUUAAAAUACAACUAGUAGCAGCAUCACAGGUUAAUAUAUUUAAAAAAAAACCAAUGUCCUAUAUUAGUAGACCGACGUUUAUUAAAAUCAGAAUUAUCUUAUUCAAAUAGUGAAGAAGGUAAAUCAUGUAUUUCAACCAAUAAUAUAUACGUACUUGCGACGUUUCGAUCUUCUACCAGUAGAACUUCAUCAGGCACUGAACAACUAGCACCAGCACCCGUCAGUGCCUGAUGAAGUUCUACUGAACGUCUGUAUGAAAAGAAAGAAGAUAUAUUAGACGAAAACUGUAGAGAAUUUUCAAUUUUAAAUUAAAGAUUUGCACUUGCCUAUUUGGAUAAAUUGCUAUUAUCGUUGAUAUUUUUUUCCCCUUCAUUAUGUAGUAAAUAUCACACACACGCACACACACACAUACACAUACACGUAAUCGAAAUGGUCUAGUCUUAGAAAAGCAAUUUCCUGGAGUCUUCUGCAGCACAGACAUCUAAACCUUGCAGUGACGGAAUGAAUAGUCUUUUGCAAGAUGUAAACGUAUUGGUAGUAGAUCAAAACGUUGCAAGUACAGUACAGUACGUAUAUAUUAUUGGUUUCAAUAUAUGAAUUUACCCUCUUCACAAUUAUCUGUCUGUGAAGGGCGUCCUAAACUUGGUCAGGAUUGCCAAUUGUUGUGUCUAUGCCCCUCGGGGGCAAAGAAACUAUGUUGUUGUCUGGCAGUUAAAGAUGGCUGAAGGGUAAAUCCGGUGGAGGUGCAUGAUGGGUCAGGUGUCAUCUUAAGUACCUUAUUACUGUACAAAAUUCAUACAAAAAAUAAAACAGCACACAUUUCCUGAUAACUGAAUCCCAUGUGGAUACUUUAUUAGUAAACAUAACACAGUAAGGCAGUAUGGGGUAUUAGACACACGCUCCCACUGGGAGCCUAUUUUUGCUUUAGUGCAGUUAUAGCAUCUCAUUGCGUAUACAAAAUAACACAAAUAAAAUAACUUCAUUCAUAAUAUCAGUGAAUUGUACAGAUGUAUAGAAUCUUUUUAAAGGUAAGCUACACUUAUAUGACAUUCCAUAUUCUUAAAAAAUGGGAUGUUGAGAAAUCCCAAUUUAUUAAUUUUGAAAUUAAAAGCUCAGAAAUAAAUCGUUUGAUAAGUAGAAAAUAUAUAUUGGAAUUUGACUAAUCGACAAAAUGAACUAAAUGUACUAAUAUCACAUAAUGGUCACAUGUAUUUUAACAUGAAAUUUUCCUUAUUUUCAAUAGGUCUAUAUUCAAUCGAUUAUGAUUGUUAAUUCAAACUGCUCUUGUGUAAUAUAAACAAUAAUUGAUGAACUUCUGUAAUAAUAAUAAAACAAAAUACUGGGGAUAGAGAUGUAUUAUUAUUUAAUGGAAAUCAAUAAAGAUAACAACUUAAGUUUAUA